This is a messenger RNA of Helianthus annuus (common sunflower), 2316 nucleotides long. RefSeq names its product MATH and LRR domain-containing protein PFE0570w. NCBI's taxonomy places the organism in Eukaryota, Viridiplantae, Streptophyta, Magnoliopsida, Asterales, Asteraceae. The record is from RefSeq and is a predicted model, not a curated record. The coding region runs from base 435 to 2078 and encodes 547 amino acids. The transcript is spliced from 11 exons.
AACUUUUAUGAGUCCAACUGUACACAAUCACAGCCACAAAAUUCCAACACAACACCAUUCAAUCAAUUACCAUUGACCAACUCAACCUUCCCCUUUUGAUCUCCAAUACAUACCCCCAUCAUGUCAACCAUCUUUCUUGCUCCAUCUUAUUCUGCUUCAACUUGUCUCCUUUUUCACCUCCCAAAUCACAUACCCUUUUGUCAUAUUUAUAAAAUUUAGUGUUCUCACAUAAAGCUCCUCUAAUUUCUGAAGAAAGUCAACCUGUAAGUUCAAUUUCAAGAUCAUAAAGCUUCAAUUUUUAAACACUGUUUCUACUUUUUUAUAUGGAAUUUGAUUCUUUUCUGGGAUCUUUUACUUUGGGAAGACGAAAAGAAUGUCCCCAAUAGAGUGACCAGAUUUUUAUUUGAAGAUCAGAGUCAUAUUAUACUUUACAGAUGGAGGAAAAAGAAAGUAUAUCUCAGUAUAGAGAUAAGCUGGACAAAACACUCAUGUCUCAUGAUCUUUCUAAUAUGGAAUUCUUAAGAACCCUAGUUGAAAAUCAAAUGUCAAAGUCAACACAAAGUGAAGAUCAAGAAAUAAAUGAUAAUUUAAUUCAAAAAAGAACCAAGGAAGUGGCUAAUUUUCUCAGCAUGCUUAAAAGUGCUUCUGGGAAUGCUGUUGAAAGCUCAAAAGCUAAUGAAAUACCACAUGGUGGUUGGAAAAUAAAACAGGAUAAUGAAGAUUGCCGUGUAAUGUAUAAGGAGGGACCCGCUGGUACUCCGUUUCAUAAUUUACUUGUGGAAGGAUAUGUAGACGGGCCGCUAGAUGUUUGCAUGUGCAUAACGUGGGAGGCGGGACUUUACCCGAAAUGGUGGCCUCAGUUUAAUAUCCCAACAUUUAAGAUUAUCUAUUCGGAAUGUGAGAAAAAGGUCCGAAUGGGUGAACAAAUAUCCUUAGUAAGAAUAAAGCUUUCAUGGCCACUAUCAACACGAGAGGCGCUAGUCCAUUUUGUUAAUGUUGACUACUUCCAAGAGGAUCUCAUUAUACUCCUUUUGAACACGAUUCCCGAGACAGAGAACAUUGAGAAAAGCACUCAUGGGUUCACGAGAGAUGGCAUACCCGGUGUCGAAAAUGUGACGAGGAUAGACGUUGUUGGAGGCGUUGUUUUACAGAAAGUGAGUGCUAAUCGAAGCUACUUCCGGGCCAUUGCAAAUAUGGAUAUAAAACUUGAUUUUGUUCCGCCAGCGAUAAUCAACUUUAUUUCCCGGCAAAUUAUAGGUAGCGGCUUCAAGCUUUAUAAAAAGAAAGUGGCCACUGUGACCAAAGGCGAUGUAGAUUUCAGCAAGGCUUUAAAAGAUCCAUUUUACGGUAAUAUUCGUGAAGCACUUUACUCCGAAAACAAAUUUUCAAACGGGAUUUUGGAACAGAAAGAAAUCAAGAUUGAUGAUGGGGUUUUGGAACAAGAAACGGUCAACAUUGGUCAACCUGAAGAGCAUCGUACCACAAAGAAAGAAAUAGAAGAUGAAAAUCAGUUGCCAGUUAGUGAAAUAGAGGAAGUUGAAGAGACGUAUAGAUCAUGCGAGGAUAAUGACGAUGAUGAUGACGAUGACGAAGACGAAGACGAUGAUGAUAAUAAUAAUAAUAAUAAUAAUAAUAAUAAUAAUAAUAAUAAUAAUAAUAAUAUUAGGGACGGAUUAAUUGCGGAUGGUAAAAAGGAAAUAGUUAUAAAUCCUGAAGUGAAUAAAGCACUGGGAACACUUGAAAAGGUCAUUUCUAUCUUUAGGGAAUUUAGAUUUAGUACUCGAUCGUUAUCUCUCUCGCGAUCCGUUAACAACGUGUUUACUGAUCUUGAAGACGAUAAAUCAAACGGCCAUAAACAUUUAGUAAACGAGUUAACAAUGAGGAACUCACAAGAAUCAAAGGACAGUCUUUUAAUUCAUACCUCCAGGCACAAAGUUCAUGAAGCGGUUUUAGCUGAAAAUGGUGAUAUUAAUAGAGAGUUGAUCAAGAACAUGGAUGAAAGUAGUUUGACCCAGAAAAAAGUCAAAAAACAAAGAUUUUGCUGUCUCAGCUUCACCUCUGGCAGGCUAAACUCAUGAAGGAUUGUUGUUUUUUAAUACAUAAACAGGCGUAUUUAUGCGGUUCGGUUUGCGAUUUGGGUCUAGAUAUGUUUUCUUUUUUAUACAUGUGAAGAUAUAAAAGAUUACAGGAGGGUUAUGGAGAGAGGACAGAAGUGUUUAUUAAUUGGUUUGGGGCAAUAUGAAUAUAAUGUAAAGUAUGUAACUGAUAAAAACUUUUGAAUACUUCACUCGCACUGCUUAUUUUGAAUAUUCUUUA